This is a messenger RNA of Gaeumannomyces tritici R3-111a-1, 675 nucleotides long. RefSeq lists its product as hypothetical. The record is from RefSeq and is a predicted model, not a curated record. Lineage: Eukaryota; Fungi; Ascomycota; Sordariomycetes; Magnaporthales; Magnaporthaceae. Bases 1 to 675 code for a protein of 224 amino acids. The transcript has 2 exons.
AUGCUCGUCACGGCCGGACUCGUGACGCUGGCCCUCGGCGGCUCGGCGGCGGCGCACAGCGUCAUGUUCGGCGUGUUGGUCAACGGCCAGGACCAAGGAGACGGGCGCAAGGUGUACAUCCGCUCGCCGCCCGACAACAGCCCCGUCAAGGACCUCACGUCGCCGGACCUCGUCUGCGGCAAGAACGGCGGCAAGGAGGUGCCGCAGUUCGCCAAGGCGGCCGGCGGCGACACGCUCACCUUUGAGUGGUUCCACGACAACCGCGGCGACGACAUCAUCGACGGGUCGCACAAGGGGCCCAUCAUCACCUACGUGGCCACCUACAGCGGCGACUCCAUGGACGGCACGGGGCCCAUCUGGACAAAGAUCGCCGAGGAUGGCUUCAGCAACGGCCAGGACCGGAGGCGGAAAUGGGGCAGGCUCUGGCUCCGGCUCUGGAGGCUCGGGAGGUGCAACAAUAACCAAAGAAACAACGGUGGCAGCGGCAAUAACAAGAAGAAUAACAUUAGUGGCGGCAACAACAGCAACGCGGGAAAUAACAACAACAACGGCAACAACAAUUGCAACAACAGCCAGGGAAACAACGGUGGCAAUAACAACAACCGAGGCUCCCAGGGAAACAACGGGGAACAACAACGGCAACAAGAACCAGGGCAACCAGGGGCAGCUGGGUAG